AUGCUUGAAGCAAUUGAGAGUUCCGUAAAUGGCGGCUUUUCACAUUUACAGAGCUGUGCAGAUGGUAGUGAAGAAGAUCUCUCUGUUCUACCUCGUCACACCAAGGUGGUUGUCACCGGGAACAACAGAACGAAGUCUGUACUUGUUGGCCUCCGAGGCGUUGUCAAGAAGGCUGUUGGGCUUGGAGGGUGGCAUUGGCUGGUUCUUACAAAUGGCAUAGAAGUAAAGCUACAAAGGAAUGCCCUAAGUGUGCUUGAAGCUCCUACUGGUAAUGAGGAAGAUGAUGACCUUGAAUUGGAGAAUAUGCGGUGGAAUGGUUCAGACCUGGCAUCCGAUAAUACUCAAAAGUCCCACAGAUCCAAGCAUCGGAUGCAGAAAUCUGGGUCAUUGCAGAAGACUAUGAGCAGGUCUUUCUCUUGUGAGUCGCAUUCUAAGGGGUCAUUUUCUAUCCCUCAGGGAUCCACGAAGAUUGACCUUGGCAAAUUAGAAAUCACCACAUUAUGGAGAUAUUGGCGAUACUUUAACCUUGCGGAUGCCAUCCCCAACCCAUCUAAAGAGCAAUUAAUUGAUGUUGUUCAGAGGCAUUUUAUGUCGCAGCAAUUGGACGAGCUGCAGGUCAUUGUUGGGUUUGUGCAGGCCGCGAAGAGACUGAAAGCACAGUGCAAAUGACCUCGAUAGAAGUGGAGUAAUAGAGAUCUUUGCAUUUGGUAGUUGAUGCUAACAAAUACUGACACCUAAAUGCUCACUUCAUUCUGUAGUUAUAUCUGUACCAUAUGUAUCCAUUGCUGUAGUGAUGCCUUUUGUUUAGAAGGUUGGUGUCCUUGAGUUGUAGAGGUUCUCACUUGUUGGUAAUUUUAGUUAUGUACACCUAUGUAAUCUAGUAAACAGAACUCUAAGAAGCCUCCUGGGCUUUUUGAGCUUGGUUAACCUUCAAUGUAUGGCUCCAGGGAAGUGGGUUUUUCCUAAAUGUCUAGUGUUAUG
This is a messenger RNA of Ilex paraguariensis (yerba mate), 981 nucleotides long. NCBI's taxonomy places the organism in Eukaryota, Viridiplantae, Streptophyta, Magnoliopsida, Aquifoliales, Aquifoliaceae. The record is from the annotation of a GenBank genome assembly.